AUGAAUGAUAUGCUGGAUAGCGGACAUGCUUCAAAAGUUCCUCAGGAUGAAGUAGACUCAGAUAAUCCAACGUGGUAUAUCCCGCAUUUUGGAGUUGUCAACCCUGAAAAGAAUGACAAAGUGCGCAUCGUCUUCGAUUGUAGUGCACGGUACAAAGACACAUCACUGAAUGAUAAUCUGCUCCAAGGACCAGAUCUUACAAACAGCCUCCUAGGAGGACUUAUGCGGUUCCGGCAGGAGCCAGUGGCACUUCAGUGUGACAUCAAGAAGAUGUUUCUGAAUUUUAGAGCGAACCCUGAACACAGAGAUAUGUUGAGAUUCCUGUGGUGGCCAGACGGAUACUUGGAAAAGGAACCCACCAUCUACCGUAUGAAUGUACACCUAUUUGGAGCGACUUCGUCCCCAGGAUGUGCCAAUUUUGCCCUGAGACGUAUGGCAGAAGACUACGAAGAUGAGUUUGGCUCCGUCAUUUCAGAUUUUGUGAAAAGGAACUAUUAUAUGGAUGAUGGAAUAGGUUCGACCAAAACCGAUGAGGAGGCAAUAGGAUUGUUCACUAAGAAUAAAGCCAUGUGUGGAAAAAUAGGCCUGGAACUCCACAAAGUAUUGUCUAAUUCACCAGGAGUGAUGCAGAGCAUCGCAAAGGAAGAUUUGGCACAGGGAGUAAAGGAUCUGGAUCUGUCAGUGGAUACCCUACCUAUAGAAAGGACACUAGGAGUAUUUUGGUGCAUUGAAAAGGACAUCUUUCAAUUUCGGAUCACUUUAAAAGACAGGCCCUUUACUAGGAGAGGAGUAUUGGCGACCAUUGGAUCAGUCUAUGACCCUCUAGGGAUGGCAGCGCCUGUUGUUCUUGUGGGAAAGAGGAUCUUACAGGAGCUGUGUGCGGAUGGGGCUGAUUGGGACGACCCUCUCCCAGAGAAUUUGCGAGCAAAAUGGGGAACCUGGAGGUCUGACCUAUUGGAUUUGGAACAUGUGAGCAUGCCCAGAUGUUACAAGCCUCAGGAUUUUGGAGAGCCGAAUCUAAUUCAACUGCAUCACUUCUCAGAUGCAAGCCAGCAAGGGCUAGGACAGUGUUCUUUCCUUAGGAUGGUAAACCCUCAAGGCCAGGUGCACUGCAGCUACGUGGUGGGAAAAGCCAGGGUGACACCUAUCAAGACAGUGACCAUGCCCCGUCUGGAGUUAACAGCAGCGGUGAUGUCAGCCAAGGCAUCAGUCACACUUGGCAAAGAACUGGACUAUAAAGUAGCAGAUGAACUUUUCUGGACGGAUAGUCAAAUCGUGUUAGGAUAUAUCGCCAAUGAGGCUAGGAGAUUUGGUGUGUUUGUAGCAAACCGAGUUCAGCAAAUAAAGGAUCGGACAGAAACUGAGCAGUGGAAACAUGUGAGAGGAGAGGAGAAUCCUGCUGACGAAGGGUCGAGAGGUCUAACAGUGGAGGAAAUGAAGGAAUCCAAAUGGCUAAAGGGACCCGGAUUUCUCUGGGAGCAGGAGCUCCCCAAAAACACCAUGACAGGAGAUGUCACGCUCAGUCCUGACGACCCAGAAGUUAGGAAAGCCUGUGUUCAUGCUGUGAGUGCAGAGGAGACAGGACCCAGCCCCCUAGAUGACAAAUGGCUCAGGAGAUUUUCAAGUUUAGGAAAGGCCAAGAGGAUUCUAGCACUGUGCUUGAGUUUCAUUCAAAGAUGCCGAAAUAAAGCCAAGGGGACAGAUGGACCGGUAGUAAAUGUAGCAGCCUUGGAGGAGAGCGAGAGAGUUCUUGUCAGGAUUGUGCAAAACGGAGCGUUUGAAGAAGAAAUACAAGCUCUCAAGAAGGAUGAGCCCAAUGGAAUCAGAAGGACCUCUCCCCUCUAUCAUUUGGAUCCAUACUUGGACAAAGAGGGAAUUGUCAGGCUGGGUGGCAGAUUGAGGAGAGCAAAAAUCAGCCACAAGCACCCCAUCAUACUACCCAAGAAAAGUCAGUUGGGAAAACUGGUUGCAUAUCAUCGCCAUGAAAAAUGCGCUCACGGUGGCCGUGGGAUGACCAUAAAUGAGAUCCGGGCAAAUGGUUACUGGAUCCUAGGCAUCAGAACUGCAGUGUCUCCAUUAAUCCAUAGAUGUGUAAGAUGUAGGAAGGCAAGACGCAAUGUUGAAACUCCCAAGAUGGCUGACCUACCCGUGGAUAGGAUAGAGGCAGGGGAAGGACCUUUUGAGUGUUGUGCCCUUGAUAUUUUCGGACCAUGGACUAUCUGGGAAAAGAGGAGUGAUCUGAAAAGAUAUGGUAUGAUGAUAACUUGUUUGGCUGUCAGGGCAGUACACAUAGAAACAUUGAACUCCAUGACAACGGAUAGUUUUAUCAAUGCCUUGAGACGAUUCUGUGCUAUCAGGGGUCCGUGCCGUCUGAUUCGGUCAGAUCGGGGCAGCAACAUAGCAGGGGCAGAUAUGGAGUUGAGAAAAGCUUGGGAGGGUAUGGACCACGAGAAAAUACGGGACCAUCUACUUACAGAAGGGGUUGAUUAUCAUUAUAUGAUGCCUAAGUUUGAGAUGAGCUUCCCUAAGUCCAGUCAUAUGAAUGGCGCUGUCGAGAGACAAAUCCGAACAGUACGAGCAAUCCUGAACCAGCUGUUGCAAAAUAGAGCCCAACAACUGGAUGAUGAGGCGAUCAGGACCCUCAUGGCUGAGGCAAUGGCAAUCGUCAAUUGCAGGCCAUAG
Messenger RNA from Lineus longissimus, 2682 nucleotides. RefSeq lists its product as uncharacterized. Gene Ontology annotation, molecular function: nucleic acid binding. The record is from RefSeq and is a predicted model, not a curated record. NCBI's taxonomy places the organism in Eukaryota, Metazoa, Nemertea, Pilidiophora, Heteronemertea, Lineidae. The transcript has a single exon. Bases 1 to 2682 code for a protein of 893 amino acids. Gene Ontology annotation, biological process: DNA integration.